Messenger RNA from Trichosurus vulpecula (common brushtail), 942 nucleotides. RefSeq names its product olfactory receptor 51G2-like. The transcript has a single exon. Bases 1 to 942 code for a protein of 313 amino acids. Lineage: Eukaryota; Metazoa; Chordata; Mammalia; Diprotodontia; Phalangeridae. Gene Ontology annotation, biological process: G protein-coupled receptor signaling pathway. Gene Ontology annotation, molecular function: G protein-coupled receptor activity; olfactory receptor activity. The record is from RefSeq and is a predicted model, not a curated record. Gene Ontology annotation, cellular component: membrane.
AUGACGCUGGAAUCCUUUGGAAACAGCACUGUCAGGCCUUAUACCUUUCUCUUAAGUGGCCUCCCUGGACUAGAGCAUAUCCACAUCUGGAUCUCCAUCCCUCUAUUUUCUAUGUACCUUAUGUCCAUCCUGGGGAACUGCAUGAUCCUCUUCAUUAUCAAGACAGAAUCUUCACUCCACCAGCCCAUGUAUUUCUUCCUGUCCAUGCUGGCACUGACAGAUCUGGGCUUGUCCAUAUGCACCCUUCCCACAGUACUGGGUAUCUUCUUAUUUGGAGCUCGAGAGAUUGACCAUGAUGCCUGCUUUGCUCAGCUCUUUUUCAUCCACUGCCUGUCUUUCCUAGAGUCCUCAGUGCUACUUUCCAUGGCAUUCGAUCGCCUCGUUGCCAUCUGCCGUCCUCUGAGAUAUGCCUCCAUUCUUACCAACAGAGUUGUCAGCAGAAUUGGGCUGGGCUCCUUGGGUCGGAGUGUGGCACUCAUCUUCCCACUUCCUUUCAUGCUCAAACGCUUCCCUUAUUGUGGUUCCCAAGUCCUCACCCACUCCUACUGCCUCCACCAAGAGGUUAUGAAGCUGGCAUGUGCUGACAUUACUGCCAACAGCAUCUAUGGCAUGUUUGUUCUCAUCUCCACUGUGGGUGUGGACUCCAUGCUCAUCCUUCUCUCUUAUGUGCUGAUUCUCCACACUGUGUUGGCCAUUGCCUCCCAGGCUGAGCGCCUCAAGGCCCUCAACACAUGUGUCUCCCACAUUUGUGCGGUACUACUCUUCUACACACCUAUGACUGGUCUAUCAGUCAUUCACCGAUUUGGGAAGCAGUCUCCUCAUUUGAUUCAGGUGGUCAUGGGAUUUGUUUACCUUCUGGUCCCACCCUUGAUGAACCCAAUUGUCUACAGUGUGAAGACCAAGCAGAUCAGGGAUCGCAUUGUCCAAGCCCUUCAUCGCUAA